This is a messenger RNA of Cydia strobilella, 1777 nucleotides long. Its product is annotated as coiled-coil domain-containing protein 96-like. Bases 350 to 1777 code for a protein of 475 amino acids. The record is from RefSeq and is a predicted model, not a curated record. Gene Ontology annotation, cellular component: axoneme; ciliary basal body. Gene Ontology annotation, biological process: cilium assembly. The transcript is spliced from 11 exons. NCBI's taxonomy places the organism in Eukaryota, Metazoa, Arthropoda, Insecta, Lepidoptera, Tortricidae.
AGCGCGUGGAAUAGGACUGCCGAUUCGCGUGCGGUUUCAGUCAGUUCCCGCGCGAUAGCUGGGCGGAGCAGUGUGUUGCCGUCGACUUUCUCGCCCGCCCGCUACACGAAACAAAACUGACAUCGUCAACCCGACCAGCCUGUGUUCACAUGUGUUCAAUAUGACUCGUUAACGUGUUAAAUCGCAACUUUUAAUUUACAUGAAAGAUGACUAAAGCUAUAAAGUAUUUAUGAUUACUUUGUGCGGGAGAGAUCUGGCAGCUCUGCACGGCUCUAUCAACAGGAUUGGAAGAAAACAGAGAUUUACAUUCGUUUUAACGACUGUAACGCCGUAAAAACCUCUGAUCAAUAUGGAGACCGACAAGAUGUCCACGGCAUCGUCGGCCGGCGCCGAGCGGCGGCCCCUCAUGCAGGCCCUUAUCAUCGAGCGGCGGAUUCUCUUCGCUUGCACGAUACUCGUCGGGCUGUGCACAUUCCUUUGGAUCACGGCCGUGUGCACGAGCAAAUGGGUUCAUAUAGAGGGUGGUGUUGGUAUCCAGUUCAUCGCGAGAAAUGCUUCCAUGUACUUCCUCUCGAGCGACUCCGGCGUAUGGGAAAUUUGUCGACAUGAGUUCGUGCCCAACGCCACGAAAGCGACGUUCAGACUCAAUGCAACAGUACACGCGUACGACUGUACGGCCGUCGGGACUGUUGCUGGACAAUGUUAUACAAUAAACGACGAUGCGGAUGAUGAUGAUAUGCAGAUCGGGAAGGGAGUGGGCAAGGCAGCCAUUGCCGUGAACCGCGAAGAGUAUAUGCUGGCCCACAGGGACCUCUCAAACGAAUACAUGCAAGUUCAACUAAAAAACAGCUUAUUGCAUCGUCGGUUGGGAGAGUAUUACAAAAAAAGAAAACAAGGCCACAUUCUGAAACAACCUCUGGAGGGGGUGGCCGACCUGGAGGAGAAGUACCAACAAAAACUACUUGUGUACGAACAGGUCAAGAACGAAGACGAAAGAGAAAUAGCUGAUAUCAAAACCAAAGUGAACUUGGUGGAAAAGCAAUAUGAAGAGAAACUUCACUACGCAGAGAGCAAGUUCGACGGACUGCAAACCCUAGAGAAAAGUACAGGCACUGGCCUCAUAUACUCUAAGAAGGGGAAACCAAUUGCGGAUAAGACAUUGAUGCGGUUUUUGACCCUGCAACGUCGAAAGGCGGAGCAGACGGCUGCGCUCCGUCUCCGCUACAUCAGAGUCAGGAACGCGGUCUCAGAGUUGGACGGCAUCAUCAGGAAGCUGGAAAAACUGGGACCUGGGCUCUACGUGGCCCAGUACGAGCAGCUGCAUUGCGACUACGAGAACUAUAUGAACAAAAUAGAAGAACGGGAAGAUGAGCUCAUCAAGAACCGCAAUAACUGCACGGAGCAUAACCAGAUCUUAGCACACAUUAGAGAGAAGAUGCAUCACACUGAUCAAGUGAUCGACAUUACGGAGUGCGAUCUUGGGGAUGCAGAGAUGGAGUAUUUUAGAGCUCGAGAGGAUAUGAGUGUUAUCAAAAACCGGCGUGAUAAACUUCGCUGGUGCUUGGGGGCCGAGCGACUGAAGGCGGGCCUUCUUACCAGAAAGGACUUGUUGCGUGACUACCAAAACGCUAUUGAUGAGGUCGAAACAAUGAGGGAAAAGAAAAAACGCCUAGAAGAAUUAAUUAGCAAAACCACUGAAGAGGUAAGAUUAGCGCGAAAACUAAUGCAGGCAGAUGGCGAUAGCAACAAUUCAUCUGGGCAAAACUUACCUGUCUAA